CACACGUUGAACGACAUUUCACAUCAUGUCCUUGGAGCCCGUGUUCCCAGCCUCACACCCUCUUGGAUAUGCCUACGACGCUGCCUUUCAAGCAUAUCGCGGUUAUUCAGGCUUUCACAAGAAUGAGAGGAUCUUCUCCAUAUCUAACCAUAUCGAACGGCUUAAGCUGGGGGAGGAUCAUGAGGCUCAUGCGGACUAUGCCGCGGAGGGGGCUAUUGCCUACAAUCAGGUCGCCCCCAUCCCUAACCCAUCAACCGAGAUUACGAGUUACUUGGCGGCCUGGGAAAGAAGAUGGGGACAUGAAUGCUCAUUGGCAACAAGAGCACCAGAAUGGCAGUACAUCAAGCUGUUCAUCGAUACGCUGGCGGUCAUCUUGAAACGACAUCUUAAAGUCCUCGAAGACGGACAAAAGAUGCUCGCCGCCGCUGCCCCGGCAAAGAGCGACGGAUACCCGGCAUUUCAAAAGCUGCUGUCGAGCCCAGGAGGCAGGGAGUUCCACAAAUACAAGGACAUGCAAUACUGGAUCAAGCUCUCGGUUUGA
Vanrija pseudolonga is the source of this 541-nucleotide messenger RNA. RefSeq lists its product as uncharacterized. The coding region runs from base 26 to 541 and encodes 171 amino acids. NCBI's taxonomy places the organism in Eukaryota, Fungi, Basidiomycota, Tremellomycetes, Trichosporonales, Trichosporonaceae. The record is from RefSeq and is a predicted model, not a curated record. The transcript has 7 exons.